This is a messenger RNA of Helianthus annuus (common sunflower), 1984 nucleotides long. RefSeq names its product beta-caryophyllene synthase. Bases 26 to 1666 code for a protein of 546 amino acids. Lineage: Eukaryota; Viridiplantae; Streptophyta; Magnoliopsida; Asterales; Asteraceae. The transcript has 7 exons. Gene Ontology annotation, biological process: diterpenoid biosynthetic process. The record is from RefSeq and is a predicted model, not a curated record. Gene Ontology annotation, molecular function: magnesium ion binding; terpene synthase activity.
UACAGAGCUAAACAUAUUAUUAAACAUGUCUAUUCAACAAGAAGUUAAUCGCCCACUUCGUGACAUUCCACUCUGUGUUUGGGGAGACCAGUUUCUCAUCUAUAACAAGGAACCACAGCAAGACGAGGUGGAUCAAAUAGUUCAUGAAUUGAAAGAGAAAGUGAGGAUAAAUAUUCAGGCAGCUUUGGCUGUUCCAAAGGAACAUACACAUUUGUUAAAACUAAUCGACGCAAUCCAACGCCUUGGCAUAUCAUAUUAUUUUGAAGACGAGAUUGAUAAAGCUUUGCAGCAUGUUUAUGAUGCAUAUGGGGAUGACUGGAAUGGUGGUAGCCCUUCCCUUUGGUUUCGACUCUUACGUCAACACGGCUUCUAUGUUUCAUGCGAUGUUUUUAAUAACUAUAAGGACGAACAAGGAGCUUUUAAGGAAUCCUUAACCCGUGAUGUUGAAGAACUGCUUGAGUUGUACGAGGCAGCAUACAUGAGGGUACAUGGUGAGGUUGUUUUAGAUGAAGCGCUUAGUUUUACUAGAGCUCACCUCAAUAAAAUAGCAAAGGAUCCUAUUCGUUGCAACUCUACUAUGUCAAUCCACAUACAAGAGGCACUAGAUCAACCUAUACGUAUAAGGUUACCAAGACUAGAAGCAUUGCGCUACAUGCGUUUCUACCAGCAACAAGCUUCUCAUGACGAGUCAUUACUUAAGCUUGCCAAGUUAGGGUUCAAUUUGCUUCAAUCAUUACACAAGAAGGAGCUUAGCGAACUUUCCAGGUGGUGGAAAGAUAUUGAUAUCUCGAAUAAUCUUCCUUAUGUAAGAGACAGAUCGGUUGAAUCCUACUUUUGGGCACUUGGUGGAUAUUGUGAGCCGAAAUAUUCGUUUGCUAGAGUGUUUUUCACAAAGUUUAUUUUAGUGGCAACAAUUCUUGAUGACACUUAUGAUUCUUAUGGUACUUACGAAGAACUUGAGACCCUUACAGAAGCAAUAUUGAGGUGGUCAGUUACAUGCUUAGACGAGCUUACAGGAUACAGGAAAGCAGUUUACCAGGUAUUAAUGGAUAUGUACAACGAAAUGGAAGAAAUCCUGGAGAAGAAGGGGAAAAUAGAUAUUUUUAACUGUUCCAAGGAGCAUGUGAAAACUUUGGUUAGAGGCUACUUGAUGGAAGCAAAAUGGGCACAUGAGGGGUACAUACCAACGACAGAAGAGCAUGAUUAUGUUGCAUUCAUGACAGGCAGUGGUGGCUUGCUUAUAACAUCAUAUUAUCUUGGCAUGGCUGACAUAGUCACAAAUGAAGCAGUCAAAUGGGCUGUCACCGACCCUCCACUUUUCAAAGCUUCAACAAAAGUUGGUAGAUUCCUUAAUGAUAUUGCUGGCCACAAGCAAGAGCAAGAGAGAAAUCACUUUGCAUCCACUAUUGAAAGUUACAAGAAGCAAUACGAUUAUACCGAAGAGCACGUAUAUGACUUGAUGCGCAAGCAGGUAGAAGAUGUGUGGAAGGAUAUAAACCUAGAGUCCCUCACCUGUAAAGAUGUUCCAAUGCCUCUAAUAAUGGUUGGAGUCAACUUGACAAGGCUUUUGGAAGUUCUGUAUAAAGGUGGGGAUAACUUCACCUACCAAGGAGAGCAAUACAAAAAUCAUGUCAAGUCUUUGUUGGUGCAUGCUAUAAGUAUAUGACUUUCAGUUCUUCAUGUCGAUCGAUUUGCAGUGUUUGACUUACACCUUCAUUUCUUCAUCUUCUAUCUUUUUCAUCAUUCGUCUUUUUCAAAUUCAUCGUCCCUCUUCAUCGUCGUCCGCCUUUUUCAAAAGGCUAUUCUCAUUUCAUUCCUCCUAUCAAUGUGAAAUACUGUGUGUUUUAGUAUUAAAAUAUAUGUGCGAGAAUUAUGUAUCUCCUUAUGUAUCUAUGUUUAGUUAUAAAAUGUCUUUGUGUGAGAAUUAUGUAUCUCCGUAUGUAUCUAUGUUUAAGUAAUAAAAUGUUUGUGUGAUUUCAAAUUA